UCAUUUGUCAUUCUACCUGGUAUAAUGACGGAGGAGUUAUAUUCCCGGUCGUACGGACCGACGGACAGACCGCCUAGGUCAAAUAUCUCACCUUAAGUACCAUCCUUGGAUCAUAAGCUUUCAUCUGACACCUCAUUUAUCAUUCAAGCUGGUAUAAUGAUGGAGGAGCUAUAUUCGCGGUCGGACAGACCGCCAAGGUCAAAUAUCUCACCUUUAGUACCAUCCUUGGAUUAUCAGCUUUCAUUUGACACCUCAUUUGUCAUUCUACCUGGUAUAAUGACAAAGAAGUUAUAUUCGCGGUCGUACGGACCGAAGGAAAGACAGCCUAGGUCAAAUAUCUCACCUUUAGUACCAUCCUUGGAUCAUAAGCUUUCAUCUGACACCUCAUUUAUCAUUCAAGCUGGUAUAAUGAUGGAGGAGUUAUAUUCGCGGUCGUACGAACCGACGGAAAGACAGCCUAGGUCAAAUAUCUCACCUUUAGUACCAUCCUUGGAUUAUAAGCUUUCAUUUGACACCUCAUUUGUCAUUCUACCUGGUAUAAUGAUCGAGGAGUUAUAUUCGCGGUCGGACAGACCGACGGACAGACAGCCAAGGUCAAAUAUCUCACCUUUAGUACCAUCCUUGGAUUAUCAGCUUUCAUUUGACACCUCAUUUGUCAUUCUACCUGGUAUAAUGACGGAGGAGUUAUAUUCCCGGUUGUACGGACCGACGGAAGGACAGCUUGGGUCAAAUAUCUCACCUUUAGUACCAUCGUUGGAUUAUCAGCUUUCAUUUGACACCUCAUUUGUCAUUCUACCUGGUAUAAUGAUCGAGGAGUUAUAUUCGCGGUCGGACAGACCGACGGACAGACAGCCAAGGUCAAAUAUCUCACCUUUAGUACCAUCCUUGGAUUAUCAGCUUUCAUUUGACACCUCAUUUGUCAUUCUACCUGGUAUAAUGACGGAGGAGUUAUAUUCCCGGUCGUACGGACCGACGGAUGGACAGCUUGGGUCAAAUAUCUCACCUUUAGUACCAUCGUUGGAUUAUCAGCUUUCAUUUGACACCUCAUUUGUCAUUCUAUCUGGUAUAAUGACGGAGAAGUUAUAUUCGCGGUCGUACGGACCGACGGAAAGACAGCAUAGAUCAAAUAUCUCACCUUUAGUACCAUCCUUGGAUUAUAAUCUUUUAUUUGACACCUCAUUUAUCAUUCAAGCUGGUAGUUAUAUUCGCGGUCGGAGGGGCCGACGCACAGACCGCGUAAGUCAAAUAUGUCAACUUUAGUACCAUCCUUGGAUUAUAAGCUUUCAUUUGACACCUCAUUUGUCAUUCUACCUGGUAUAAUGACGGAGGAGUUAUAUUCGCGGUCGUACGGACCGACGGAAAAACAGCCUAGGUCAAAUAUCUCACCUUUAGUACCAUCCUUGGAUUAUAAGCUUUCAUUUGACACCUCAUUUGUCAUUCUACCUGGUAUAAUGAUGGAGGAAUUAUAUUCGCGGUCGGACAGACCGACAAACAGACCGCCAAGGUCAAAUAUCUCAUCUUUAGUACCAUCCUUGGAUUAUCAGCUUUCAGUUGACACCUCAUUUGUCAUUCUAGCUGGUAUGUUGACGGAGGAGUUGUGAUUACAGACAGACGGAC
Diabrotica virgifera virgifera (western corn rootworm) is the source of this 1617-nucleotide messenger RNA. RefSeq lists its product as uncharacterized. Bases 157 to 1260 code for a protein of 367 amino acids. The record is from RefSeq and is a predicted model, not a curated record. NCBI's taxonomy places the organism in Eukaryota, Metazoa, Arthropoda, Insecta, Coleoptera, Chrysomelidae. The transcript is spliced from 2 exons.